UCCGUAAAUUCAGGAUUUAUGUAAGAUUUUGUUGUAUAAAAGGAUUAAAUGGGAGGAUUUAGAACACAGUUGCAGUAGUUAUCAAAGUCCAUAUUUAGUAAACCCUAGCUUUCUAAUUUGGUCCUGAAAUGGCACUUCCACUAAUUGAUGAAAUACUCUGUCGCCUUCCUGUUAAGCAUCUUCUUUGUUGUCGAUGCGUGUCGAAAGAUUGGUGUUCACUUAUCGAUAGCGCUGCGUUUAUCAAGAAACAUCAUGCCAAUGCUAUUGAAUGUAACCCUGAGGGUGAUGGAGUAAUUAUCAAUGAUAUUGAGUGGAACCCUACUGAUGGUGAUGGUGAAGUUGUUACUCGAGGUCAGUAUUGUUUGACCGAUCUCGAGUCGUUGUAUGGUGAUGAGGAUGAGGAUGUUGUGGAAAUUGAUGAGCCGCUUAAGGCGGUUUUGUGGAAUGCGGGGUUUGUAGGGGCGGCGAAUUGCUUAGCUUGCUUUUGCAAGAAUGGUGUUAAGGAGUUUGUGGUAGUGAAUCCAGCAACUAGGAAGUUUAGGAAGGUGCCUAGCAUGGUGGGUGAGAUUGGGGAGUGGUUUGAGGCGGCUCUGGUUACCCGAUUCGGGUUUGGUUAUGAUCAUGUCAAUGAUGAUUACAAGAUUGUGAGGGUUGCGCAGUUUACACAGGAUAAUCCGAAUUCGUUUCAUGGCAUAGUGGUUGCGGUCUACAGCUUGAGAUCUGAUAAUUGGACGGAGAUUCAGAAUGUUCCUAGUAAUGUUUGUCUUGUAACUCAAUUGGGCUUGUUUACGAGUGGAGCUUUGUAUUGGUUGGGGAAUAAGGUUUCACAUGGUUUGUAUCAUAGGAUUAUUGUUAGUUUUGAUCUCGGGAUUGGACAAUAUAUGGAGAUCCCAUUCCCUGUGCUACCAUUUCUUGUUCCCAAUGAGUGUUUUUCUGUUGUUCCUACUAGAGGAUCCCUUUGCAUCUUUAAUAAGCAUGCGGAAUCUGGUAUGGAUGUGUGGUUGAAAAAUAAUUCUGGGGAGGAAAGUCCUUGGUACAAAGCAUUUUCUGUAGAGCAAUGUGCGCUUGGAUCUUUUGAGUAUAUUAAACUUGUUGCUUUUUCCAAGGAUGGCAAGGAGGUAUUAUUGAACGUGGGUAACACAGACUGUCGAAGCACCACAAAACUUGUGUGGUAUGAACCUGAAAGGAAGGUAGUGAAAAAUGUUAGGAUUCGUGGUAUUCCAAGCAGGUUUGGUUCAAAACUAUACAGAGAGAGUCUCUUGCAACUGACCAAGAAUGAGGGUCUCGUACAACUGACUGAGAAUGAGGGUCUCCUACAACUGACUGUGAAUGAGCAGCUGCAGAAGCCAUCAGAAGACAAGAAAGAAGAGAAACAACAAAAGAAAAGGGAUACCUGGUUCACGGAAAGAUGGAGAAGUUGGAUAAUGAGGUAGAUUCUUCUGUAGUCUAAAGUUCGCGCCAGGAAGUUUUAUGGCUAUUAUUGUUUUUAUUGUCGUUUAGUGGUGUAAAGUUUGGGUCUUUGGUUCUUCCAUGGCAACAGUUUUCAUUAAGUAUUCACUAUUCCCUCAUUAAGUAUACCAUUCCACUGGGAAUAGAACUUCAGUGGGAAGAUUUUGUUUAGUUUAUGCGUCUUUGUAUAUAUACUCCUCCAUUAUAUAGAUGGGAUGCGUGAAUUUGUUAUGAGAUA
Messenger RNA from Daucus carota subsp. sativus, 1687 nucleotides. Its product is annotated as F-box protein CPR1. The transcript is spliced from 2 exons. The coding region runs from base 129 to 1433 and encodes 434 amino acids. The record is from RefSeq and is a predicted model, not a curated record. Lineage: Eukaryota; Viridiplantae; Streptophyta; Magnoliopsida; Apiales; Apiaceae. Gene Ontology annotation, molecular function: protein binding.